CUUAAGGCUUCUUCGUCAAACAUAAACAUUCUUUCUCACUCCAAUUUCUCUCUCUAGAUCUCUUUCAUCAUAUGGCUGAGGUCCAAGACAGUUCAUCAGGAAUCAAGUUAUUUGGUGCAACGAUUGCAGUGCAGGAAAAUGAUCAUCAACGAAAGGAUGAAGAUCUUGCAAAGAAAGGAGAUCAAACGGUAGAGAAAAGGCCAGACAAGAUCAUCCCAUGCCCUAGGUGCAAAAGCAUGGAAACAAAAUUUUGUUACUUCAACAACUACAAUGUUAAUCAGCCAAGACACUUUUGUAAAGGCUGCCAGAGGUACUGGACUGCCGGAGGGGCUCUCCGGAAUGUUCCCGUCGGCGCAGGUCGCCGGAAAACAAAGCCACCGUGCCCGGGUUUGUUGCCUGAAAGUUGCUUGUUUGAUGCUUCUGGGAUGCAAGUGCAACAGAUGGAGUUUGAUGGCACGGUUGUGGAGCAGUGGCAAGUGGUGGGACACGGCAGUUUUCGGCAUCAAUUUCCGGCGAGGAAGAGGAGAAAUACCUCUAAUAGUCAAACGUGUUAAUGAAUGAUCUUCUACUUUGUCUUGUAGUUGGAAAAAAAAAAAUAGAAAAAGAAAAACUAUUUCUAGUUGACAAUCUUCUUGAAUUUUAUACAUCUUGUCUUAAUUAAAUAAUUCAAGAAUCAAUCCAUGAUUAGAUGAGCUGUACAACUUAAAUAUUAAAAUAAAAAAAAUAGAUUAGGUGAAUUUUUA
Messenger RNA from Olea europaea var. sylvestris, 743 nucleotides. Its product is annotated as cyclic dof factor 4-like. The coding region runs from base 72 to 554 and encodes 160 amino acids. Gene Ontology annotation, biological process: regulation of DNA-templated transcription. Gene Ontology annotation, molecular function: DNA-binding transcription factor activity; DNA binding. The transcript has a single exon. NCBI's taxonomy places the organism in Eukaryota, Viridiplantae, Streptophyta, Magnoliopsida, Lamiales, Oleaceae. The record is from RefSeq and is a predicted model, not a curated record.